Messenger RNA from Saccostrea cuccullata (small rock oyster), 1715 nucleotides. RefSeq names its product N(6)-adenine-specific methyltransferase METTL4-like. The record is from RefSeq and is a predicted model, not a curated record. Gene Ontology annotation, biological process: methylation. The transcript is spliced from 8 exons. Gene Ontology annotation, molecular function: methyltransferase activity; nucleic acid binding. NCBI's taxonomy places the organism in Eukaryota, Metazoa, Mollusca, Bivalvia, Ostreida, Ostreidae. Gene Ontology annotation, cellular component: nucleus. Bases 202 to 1701 code for a protein of 499 amino acids.
UGUGCAUUGACACUAUAGUUUACAGUUAGGUCUUUUGGAGUUUUAUUCAUUAAUAUGCUUUAGGAAUAUAUUUCAUUGUGAAAAGUAUCAUUGACCAGAAAUUUAAACCCCAAUGGACAGUUUGGGUAUGUACGUAAUUAUAGGUCUAGGUGUAAUAUGUAAUUCAAAUACAAUGUAUAUACUAUCUUAGAAUCUAUCAGGAUGGCAGUUGUAAUAGAAACUUCAGAUGGUGCAUUUAUUGAUCAUGCUAAAGCACUUGAGAAAGUCUACAACAAAGUCCAAAUCAAUACGCAGACUGUUGGCUCGUGCAGUUUGAUUUCAGACCUGUUUGACAUUCAUGAACCUUACAAAAUGGACUCCCAGGUUUUGGCAGAACAAACCUCAAAAGAAAAGGGUGUACCACAGCGCAAGAGAAAGAGAAAAAGAAAGUCAGAGCUUAACAUAGGAGAGAUUGAGGCCAAGAAGUACCAUUCACAAAUUGUCCAGAGGGUGACAGAUGUCCACAGGAAACUAACUGACAAAGCUAGAGCAAUGGGAAUCAUUCGGGAUAAAAGUGAAUUUGUCAGUUCUCUUGCAAGGAAAGACGUGCAGGAUAAAGAGGAUUCAGAGACAGGCAAUGAAGUAUCAGGGCCUGAAGUGUUGGACAAUAACAUAGCAGCAAGAGGUGCGGCUAGUAUAAGGGGAGGAGACACUUCUCUAAUUGAUGUCUGUCAAACAGAGGCUCCGCUCACUGACUGCCAGCCGCCAGUCAUGGAAAUGACUGAACAAAUGAAGUUGUCAGAUUGUGUGAACAGAGUUAUCAGGAAUAACUGGAGCAUCCCCAGGCUUUGUCAUUUUGACUCAGAGACUUACAUUGUACCCCACAAGUCUACUUUCCUCCUGUCUGAUUUCAACCACCUCCAAAACAUUUACCCCACAUCUGAUGAAGAGAAAUAUGAUCUGAUUGUGCUAGACCCACCAUGGCAGAACAAGUCAGUGAAGAGGAAAAAAAUGUAUGGCAGUCUGAGAGAUGAGGACCUACUGAGUAUUUGUAUGAAGAAGCUGGCAGCUCCAGGUUGUUUGGUGGUUGUCUGGGUAACCAACAGAAUGAAGCACCUCGAGUUUGUCAAGGAAACUCUCUUCCCAAAGUGGUCAGUCACACAUGUGGCAGAAUGGCAUUGGUUAAAGGUUACCAAGUAUGGUGAGAUGAUUUAUGACAUAAACUCUGAUCACAAGAAGCCGUACGAAAUAAUACUACUUGGAAGAUACAAUGAACCACAACAGCCCAAGCUUUGCAUGGGGCAAAGGAAUUCAAGUGAAAAACCAACCAAGGAAAAUAAAGAGGAAAAUACCAGCAGAAGUGAUUCUGCCAGUGUUAAAAUUUCAUGUGUAAAAACUGAUACAGAGGAAAAAGAAAUAGUGACUGAGAGUGGUGGAUCCUUGGUGGUGGGGAUUCCUCAAGAUAGUGGAUCAAAGGAACUCUCCAGUGUUUACAAAAAGAAAGGGGAAGAUUUGGAGGCGUUUCCUGAUAGUCGAGUCAUAAUCAGUGUUCCCUGUGCUCUACACUCUGUUAAACCUCCACUAUUUGAGGUUCUCAAGAAGUACUUAAAAGAAAACCCAAGAUGCUUGGAGUUGUUUGCAAGGAAUUUAUGGCCACAUUGGACAAGCUGGGGAAAUGAGGUACUCCUUCAUCAACACAUGGACUUUUAUGAAUUCAAAUAAAGGUAUGUAAGACA